AGUCAUGGCGGCGGCCGUGGUGGUGGCGGCGGCGGCGUGGCUGCUGCUGUGGGGCGCGGCCUGCGCGCGGCCGGAGCCGGACUUCUACGACUUCCAGGUGGUCAACAUCCGGGGCAAGCUGGUGUCGCUGGAGAAGUACCGGGGCUCGGUAUCUCUGGUGGUGAACGUGGCUAGUGAGUGUGGCUUCACAGACCAGCACUACCGAGCACUGCAGCAGCUGCAGCGGGAUCUAGGACCCUACCACUUCAACGUGCUUGCCUUUCCCUGCAACCAGUUUGGCCAACAGGAGCCAGACAGCAACAGGGAGAUUGAGAGCUUUGCUCGCCGCACCUACAGUGUAUCUUUCCCCAUGUUUAGUAAGGUCGCAGUCAUUGGCACUGGUGCCCAUCCUGCCUUCAAGUAUCUGACCUAUACUUCUGGAAAAGAGCCCACCUGGAACUUCUGGAAGUACCUCGUAGCCCCAGAUGGAAAAGUGGUGGGAGCAUGGGACCCGACUGUAUCUGUGGAGGAAAUCAGGCCUCAUAUCACAAGCCUAGUGGCAAAGCUCAUCCUGAAGAAGCGAGAAGACUUAUGACCAAAUUCCCUGUCUCCUCCCUUCCACAUUCCAUCUCACUGUGUAUAGGUGACCAGAACAAACAAGUGGUGCUUCCCAGUGACAGAUCUACUGGUCCUCUUACCAUAUCUAUCACUCCUAUGGGGAAAAAUUUCUAGCAUUUUGAUUAUUUGAACCAGAGCAACUGAUAGGAAUUACUACUGGCCACUGAAAACUCUUUUGAUGGUGAAUCACCAGCUAAUAAAAACCUCUAGCCAAUGGGGACAUGUGACAGGCAGAGGGUAUAAAGCAAUAAUCUCGUCCUUGGCCAGGUCUCUGUAAAAUGGGACUGAUUCCUACCUCACAGGGCUCUUAGAAGAGUUGUGAUGAGAUAUAUGUAAAAGUGCCUUAAGUAGUACAAGCCAAAUAGAAAAUAUUCAAUAAAUGUUUUUGCAUAUUAACCAAAAAAUUACUUGUGAUCAAUGAAAACUUGCAAUCAGUAUGAAUUUUCAGCCAAUGGAAAUCCAGAUCAAAUUUGU
This is a messenger RNA of Dipodomys spectabilis (banner-tailed kangaroo rat), 1071 nucleotides long. RefSeq names its product glutathione peroxidase 7 (gene Gpx7). The record is from RefSeq and is a predicted model, not a curated record. Gene Ontology annotation, molecular function: glutathione peroxidase activity. The transcript is spliced from 3 exons. NCBI's taxonomy places the organism in Eukaryota, Metazoa, Chordata, Mammalia, Rodentia, Heteromyidae. Gene Ontology annotation, biological process: response to oxidative stress. The coding region runs from base 5 to 574 and encodes 189 amino acids.